Molecule: messenger RNA, 3792 nt
Organism: Salmo salar (Atlantic salmon)
Lineage: Eukaryota; Metazoa; Chordata; Actinopteri; Salmoniformes; Salmonidae
Gene: samd7
Product: sterile alpha motif domain containing 7
Biological process (GO): negative regulation of DNA-templated transcription
Cellular component (GO): nucleus
Molecular function (GO): histone binding; chromatin binding
Source: RefSeq, a predicted model, not a curated record
AUGACACGUUAAGUCAGCUGUUAUGACAUAUUAUGACACGGUUAUGACCGUGUCCUAACGUGUUUUGACACUGGGUGUCAAGUAAAGUGUUACCAUUUAUUCACUGUACAUUGUGUGGAGAAGGGUCUAUUCAACCCAUCGAAAAUAUGACAAAUAAAUAUUUCUGAAUCGAAUGAUACGCUCAUUUAACAGACAGUUUCAUACAAAGCGACUUACAGCACCCUCAACAUAAUGACACAUAUACUCACUAUGUGGCCCAUGCUGGAAUCAAACCCACAACACUGGUGUCUCUGCCGCCACCAAGCUCUAACAAACUGAGCCAUUUGUAUUUGUAUUGGUAUUGGUAUGUAUUAGGAUCCCCAUUAGCCGCUGCAAAAGCAUCAGCUACUCUUCCUAGGGUCCACAUGAAACAUGACUUAAUACAUAGUACGGAACAUUAUUAGUCAAGCACUGAAAUGCAUCAUUUCAAAAUGUUACAUAUCAGUACAUACACACACAAUAUCUAGGUCUAAUACAUAGUACAGUGCAAUUACAAAACAAGAUAUAUAAAAUGGCUGUGUCUCUUCACAGUCCACUUUGUGCAGUAAGUUGUUCUUUUAUCUGCUUUUUUAAACUGGUUUUAUCGCUAGCUUGAGUUACCUGGGGUGGCAGAGACACCCUAAACACUUGUAACAGGCUGAUUGGUCAGCUGUUUGAACCAUUAAAGGGUGCUCUGCUAUUCUUGGGUAGCGGAAUGACCUUUGCCCCCCUCCACUUCUGAGGGCACACAUCGUCUUCCAGGCUUAAAUUGUAUUCUGCUAUCAACCUCAGCAAUGUACCAUCCAGGUUGUUGCUACCAGGUGGUUUGUCCUUAUUUAUAGAUAACAACAAUUGUUUCACCUCUUCCACACCCACUUUGUAGAACUCAAAACGACAGUGCUUGUCCUUCAUUAUUUGGUCCAUUAUGCAUGAAUAUGAAGGCUCAGAAUUUGUUGUUUGACCAACAAUUUUUUUUCACGUCUUUAACAUAGGAAUCAUUGUAAAACCUCUUGUAUAAUCCUUUAAACACAAUUUUCGGGUCCAGUCUUUGGAGCAUUGUUUUUUCUAGUUAAGGCUAUUAUGAUCUCUACAUCUGAUGGGUGUGGAUACAGCUCUAGAGCAGAUUUCUGUAACAUUAGUAAAGAUGUGAUCAAUACACAUGGAGGAUUUAGUUCCAGUUCUGUUUGUAAAUACCCUGGUAGGUUGACUGAUAACUUGGACCAGAUUGCAACAGGCAUUUUACUGAAUUGUACAGUAGUUGCUCUGCUGUAUGGCAAGUCCUAGUGUGUGCUGCAAUAGGGGCCAGGCCUCUCUGGCUUUCCUCGGACUCUUCUUGGUUCAAGUUCAUACAAGCCCUACUCUUCCUGUAUAAGAUUAAUUACUGAGUACAAGCUGUUUUUCCAGCUGAGCGCUAUACCUCAAAGAUUAGUAUCCCCUCUUCUGACUGGUAGUUCAGUGAUAAUAGUAGGGAUAGGCUUGAAUGUACAGUGGUCUGUUUGUUGUUUCGUAGCGUUGGUUUGGUCACUAACCGGAGGCAGUUUCCUAGAGGUCAGAGGUCAGGCCAUGACCCCAAGGGAGCAGCUGAGAAAGAUGUCAGCGAUGGGGGAGCAGGGGGCUCUGGAUGAGAAACACUGGUACCGCCUGGUCAACGGCAUGUCUGCUGGAGAGCUACGUCAGCGGCAGGAGAUGAUGAUGAGGAACCAGAUGACCAUGACUCCUCAGAUCCUGGCCCAGGGACAGCAGAGGCUACAGGGGGUGCCCACCCAGUUUGAGCCCCGCUUCAUGGAAAGAGAGCUAGCUCCUCCCUCUGAGAUGGUAUCUUCUGAGGUCAGGCAGAUGCACAUGGGGGGUCACCUCGGUCCGCCCAUGCCCCCACACCCUGGUAUACCUGGCAGGGGCUUCCCUGGAGCUAGCUAUAGCUUCAUGCCCUCAGAGCCCAUGGAGACAGUUGCCCGGCGACAGGAGCUCAUCCACAAGCAGAACAUCGCCAGGAUGGAGAUGAAUGCCAUCCUCCACCAGAAGGAGAUGGAGAACGCCCAUCAGAAGGGUCUGAUGGGUAUGGAGGCGCCCAUGAUGUACCAGUCCAAUGCCAUGGCGUUCCGAGGGCGCCAACGCCUCCCAGACGGCCAUGAUGUCUUCGUCCACCGCACCACCCUGGAGGAAAUGCAGGCCAACAGCCUCAUGAUGUCCUCCAGCCCCUAUCCACCAAUCAGCACGCUGCAGAGGGAGAGGAGCCGCAGGGCCGGUCGCAGGGCAACUAAUCACAAGAGCGCAGAGAGCCAUGCGUCGGGCCCAAAGGGCCAAUCGGAAGACAAGAGCGUGGAGCAGAGUCCUGGCGGUGCCUCGGGAGAGGAGAAAGAGGCGGAGGGGAAAAUGGACAUGGGAGGGGAGGCGGCCAGCAAACAACAUCAAACCAAAAUGGACGCACAGCUCUCGACGGGCACCAGGAAGAGCUACAAGGAGGAGGAGCAGGGCCUGCGCAAGGCCUGCAUAAACAGUCAAGAUGGCUGCCCUGACGUUACCAACUGUAACAGUAGCGCCAGCGACAAAGACAUGCCUGGCCAAUGCUCUGCGUUCCAGUAUCCCUCCGCCAGUGGACCUAUCCCAGGCAUGCCUUACAUGUUCCCUCAUGGGCACCCCAAUCUCUUUCUCAACGGAGAAGAUAUGUCCUCUAUCCAGGACCUUAGGAAGUGGACAGUGGACGACGUGUACAACUUCAUCAACAACAUACCCAGCUGCUCUGAAUAUGCUCAGACGUUCAAGGACCACAUGAUAGAUGGGGAAACGUUGCCGCUCCUGACAGAAGACCAUCUACUGGACACCAUGGGACUGAAGCUGGGCCCUGCACUCAAGAUACGAUCACAGGUGUCUCGACGGCUAGGCAGCAUGUUUUAUAUGAUGAACCUCCCGCUCGCCGCCGCAGCCGCUCUGCAGGCCGCCCCUGACAAGGCAGGAGGAGGCCGAUCGUCAGAGAUCAGCUCCCCUGUUAACUGUAACAGUGUGGAGAUGAUGGGCAGCCCGUGCACCAGAGACCCAGAGGGCCUGAAACCAACUGACUCCCUCCCAGAGACUGACAACCCCUCUCCCCCUUCGGCCAGCAGUGGAACUGCCUGAGGCAUCAGUGCGUGGGAGAAGAGUCGUCAGCCAGUGGCUCAGAUCCAAGUCGACCACUAGCCUCUACCACAUACACAUAGACACAUACCCUCAAAGGACUUCAUGUAGAUUUUUAAGCAUUGGAUGGGUAUAAGUGAUAUAGUAAUAGCUGCAUCUUGCCCUCUGAUUGGCUAGAUGGAAUUGUUGCUGUGUUGGAUACACCUGUCCAACCUUCAGAAGUGCACAGGGAGUAGGAAGUAGGGUUCGAUUAGGAAUUCAGGAAGUGUUUCAGCCCAAAGAGCUGCUUUUGAGCUGCUAACCAUUUCCAUCAGGCAAUGGUGUUCAGUUUUCUAGUGUGUGUCCUGCAGUGUUUAAACUGCUAGGUAUAUGAUGGCAUUUUUUCUAUGUAUUUAGUUACAGUUGAAAUGUUUGGUACUUUUUUUCCACCAUGUUUCAGAUUCAAGAUGGAGGCAAUAAACCCCAAGCCAUUAGAAAUAUAGAUGGCUUGAUGAAGAAUGGGAAGAACACUGAAUAUACACAUGACCUCUGUGUUUGGGGGGAAAAUAAACUGUAUUAUGUAAAUGUUAAUGCAUUAAUUGUGUUUUUGUAGCAUAAUGCUUUCCAAUGAAUAUGUGUGACAUUACCACUUUUAAUGAAUAUAAAUGAUUGAUUUUAAUGUCA